Daldinia caldariorum is the source of this 2782-nucleotide messenger RNA. RefSeq names its product zf-MIZ-domain-containing protein. The transcript has 5 exons. NCBI's taxonomy places the organism in Eukaryota, Fungi, Ascomycota, Sordariomycetes, Xylariales, Hypoxylaceae. Gene Ontology annotation, molecular function: zinc ion binding; SUMO ligase activity. The record is from RefSeq and is a predicted model, not a curated record. Gene Ontology annotation, biological process: protein sumoylation. The coding region runs from base 544 to 2118 and encodes 524 amino acids.
UAUUUCAAUUAUUUCAAUGAUUAAACCAACGUACCUAAACCCAAACCGAUUUCGCUUAUUAAUGGAAUAGUAAUUCACGUUUUCUUAGGGGUGGUUAUAUCAAUCUGUUAAUUUUAGAUUGUAACUUUUAAGUACUUACCUACUUACCUAAGAGUUAAGGUAACUUAGAAUUAACUGGGGGAGAUUUGCUUUUCUCGGGCGCGAUUUGUGGUGCGUGAGAAAGAGAAUACCUAUCGCAUUAGGUACAUUAGGUUACCUACAUAACGACAUACAUUACCUAGGUACUAUCUAGGUAGGUACCUAGGAGGUAGUCAUAGGGGGACUUGAAGGUUUGUUUGGUCAGCCUUACCAGCCUCAGCAGCAGAUUUUGGUACCUCCUAAAGCACAGAAAUCGAGCCUUCCCCAUGAGGCGGCCUCGUAUGGUCAACGUGCAACUGCGACUGCAACUGCGACGGCCCCGACUGCCCCGACUGCCCCGACUACCCUGAUUGCCCUUUUAACUGCCUUGGCUUCGCCUCGACGGCAGCAGCAGCAACAACAACCAUGUCUUCUAGCAAUCCCGAUAUUCGAUCACUCGAGCGAAUGAUAUCCACCCUCCUUAAUAAACAGUUACAACACAUCUGCUCAUCCCAUGGAUUAAGAACAAGUGGGGUCAAGGCUGAUUUACAGAAUCGCAUCAAGAAUGCACUCCACGAAAAUUAUCAAUCCGACCCGGCGAGUUAUAACGCGAUACGCGAAACGAUAUUGAACAUCCGAGGAGGAAACUCUGGUCCACAGAGUAUGGCUCCUCCGCCCAGUUUGAGCCCACAGCUUCAGGGUCGCAAUCAAUACUAUAAUACGUAUGGCUCAUACCAACCAACAGGUUCCAGCAUGCCGCAACCAAGCCACGGUUAUCCCAACGGCAGCGCUACUGUUGACGGGAACGGCACUGGAUAUCCCGUUGCUUCCCGAGCACAUCAAUCGGAUAAUAUAUUCAAAAAUACACCCUUCUACACUAUCGAAAAGAGAAUAGGUCCUCUUCAUACUUGUCCCGUUAUGAACAACCACCGAAAUUCCAUCACAAUAACCUUGAAGGCCAGCGACUAUCCAGAUAUUGCGCGCUGCGCGACAUACUCACCUACUAAACUCAUGGUAUUCUGCGGAAGCGAGAACAUGGGACUUCAGGACAUUCAGUUCCCUCACCAGUCCGAAAUCAAAGUGAAUGACGACGACGUGAAGCACAAUCUUCGAGGCCUCAAGAAUAAACCGGGGUCAACCCAUCCGGUUGAUAUUACCCCCUUUCUAAGGCUGAAGCAGACAAACUAUACUAACAAGGUCGAGUUUACAUAUGCUCUAACUACGAAGAAAUUCUACCUAGCUUUAUACGUCUGUACAACACACCCGAUCGGCGAGCUGGUCACGAAGGUUAAGACCAAGAAGAUCUCUAAAUCUUCGGUAAUUCGCGAGAUCUCCAAGAAAGCCAAUGAUCCGGAUGUCGUGGCGACUUCUCAGAACCUAUCCCUGAAGUGUCCGCUCAGCUACGCAAGAUUAAAAGUCCCUUGCCGAGGAAUAACUUGCAAUCAUAUCCAGUGUUUCGACGCGAAUUCAUUUAUGCAGCUGCAAGAACAAGGUCCGACCUGGAGCUGUCCCAUCUGUUCUAAGUCCGCGCCCUUCGACACAUUAGUGAUAGACGAGUACGUGCAGGAGGUUUUGGAAAACACGCCUGAGUCGUGUGAGCAAGUUACCAUUGAACCGAAUGGUCAAUGGAGAAUCAAGUCGGAAGAUGCAGAACCGACUCGAUCUCGACCCCCUAACGGCGCCAAAAUAGAGGAUGAUGAUGAUCUGUCAAUUCUCUCCGAUACCCAUGCUUUCAGCAGUGGCACGGCUAGCAGUUCAAUAGGCGGUUCGAGGAAUGGCUUAGGUACACCAAGCCGUUCUUUGCUUAAUGGUGGAACGUCCAACGGCAGUCGCCGGGAAACCUCGAAUACGCAAAGGUCGGGAAGCAACAAGCGGCCGGCAGAGGUUAUCGAUCUUACUCUCAGUAGCGAUGAGGAAGAUGAGCCCGUCCGAGCUUCGAAACGUCAAAAUCUAGGACCGACCAACGGUAUGGCCUUUCCUUCUGCGUUCGAUACGUAUUAGGAAUAUACAUCGUGCUCGCGACAGUCGCGCGACGCAAUGGAUCUUUUCCGACAACAAGUAAUGGAAACCGUACAGGAGUGGAAGGAAGUACUUCUGCGAGACUAGGAAGUUGGUUAGUGCUAAGGGGUUUUUAGGACUUGUUAGGUAAAGUGAAUAGGAGUAUUUUGUACGGCGACGGAUAUUACGACGGCAUUUUCAUGAAAAGCAUAGUUUGUGGCAUGGAAUUUGGCAUUAUCGGAAGCUUGAUACGCUGCCUUCUAUUGGUCUUUUUUCUUCUUUUUCUCGCCUCUCCGUCCCCGGUUCUUUCUGUACAUAGAAUGCGAUCAUCCCCUUGUGCAAGCAAGGUACGGGCAUGAUAAAGGGGUAGGAGGGGACAGUCACAUCGGCGUUGAAGGGUGGAAAUACCUAUUGCUUUAUGAAGGGGCUACAUAUGGGAGGAGUCGCGAUGAAAAGGAUCAAAACGAAGCGGUCGGACUCGGUGGGCCCUAUAGGUCUUUUAGCCGUUGGUCCUCGUUUUGAAAGUUAAUAAAAAUCCGAUGCAUUAACAUAUUCUGAUAGGAGUAACCCUCCUUGUCUACCUAGGUAGGUAACCUACAAGACUUUCUAUCAUGGUGUAUAUAUAUGUGUACCUAUAAUAUAUAUAUAUAUAUAGCGUGUUGUGCUU